ACGGCGUCUUCAACCUUUAGCUCGUAAAUAGCUUCCGGCCGAGCCACUGAAGUUAUUGCAACGUGGGGAGAGCCUCGUGCGUCCGGGUUUAUACGGACCUCCAUCCCCAAGCCCCCUCCACCACCCGGCCGCUCCUUCCUCCGGAUCGCUCGCCAUGUUAAACGCCCUGGUUACGUCCAUGUUCGCCACGGGUACGGUGGACGAAUAUUUCCAGUACCUGCAGUCGAUGGACGAGGAUGGCAGCUCAGGCCCGGGUUUGGUCACCGAGGUCAUAAACCUCUUCAUCGGCAACGCCAACGGGAUCCUCAACGACAUCGCCGGCCUGCUGAACGAGCCCGUGCCAGACUUCGACAAGGUGGACGACCUGGUGCAUCGGCUCAAGGGCUGCAGCUACAGUGUCGGUGCGAAGAAAGUGAACCUCUCCUGCAUGCACUUCAACCAGUACAUCGAGGCAAGAAGCAAAGAAGGGUGCCUCAUGGCACUGGCUCUUCUUAGGAAUGAGUUUUGCGAUGUGUCCAACAAGUUCCAGACAAUGAUGCAGCUGGAGCAACAGAUCGCGGCCUAUGGUCCUAAUUAGUAGCAGUCAAAGCAAAAAAAAAAAAACAGAGCCCCAAUGUGAUCCCUCCCAUGAUGGGGUGUAUCUAUCUCUGAAGAUGCAAACAUGUGUCUGGCUUUGAGGCGGUUAUCAAAUAAUAUGAGGAAUCUUGCGUAGGAACUAUAGUCUUCCAACUUUUCGAAAAGUUCGUUGUCAUGUGUCUAUGUCUCUGUCAAGUCUAUACCAGGUUGAGCCUGUUGGGCUUUCCCGCCUCAUGCAAUUUGUAAACUCUUUACCUGGUUGGUUGGUUAAUGGUGUCUUCGGUUUGUCA
Molecule: messenger RNA, 866 nt
Organism: Hordeum vulgare subsp. vulgare (domesticated barley)
Lineage: Eukaryota; Viridiplantae; Streptophyta; Magnoliopsida; Poales; Poaceae
Product: histidine-containing phosphotransfer protein 2-like
Exons: 6
Coding region: 155-577 (140 amino acids)
Biological process (GO): cytokinin-activated signaling pathway; phosphorelay signal transduction system; phosphorylation
Cellular component (GO): nucleus; cytoplasm
Molecular function (GO): histidine phosphotransfer kinase activity; protein histidine kinase binding
Source: RefSeq, a predicted model, not a curated record